Messenger RNA from Chironomus riparius, 4511 nucleotides. The record is from the annotation of a GenBank genome assembly. Lineage: Eukaryota; Metazoa; Arthropoda; Insecta; Diptera; Chironomidae.
CACUUCUGUAAAUAAAAAAUAUCAAAAUUUGGUUAAAGUAAAAUGGAAAUUAAUUCAUUGCUGAAAAACUGGGAAUCUAAAGGAAAAACAGAAUUUUUUAAGCAAAUUAAAAGCUUCAUCAAAGAAGAUGAAAGUCUAUUACUGGUCAAGAAAUCUAAAAGUAUAGAUGUAAGCAGAAUAAUUUAUGACUUAAUCGUCGGCGGUAUCAGAGGUGAUAUUAAGAAAGAUGCCUUAUUAUCAGCACUCACAGAACUUACUUGUUUACAUAAGGACAUACCAUCAAUCACCGUUGAUGUAUUUCAAGUCUUGGAUACAGAGACACAGCUUCAAAAUGAUUAUUCGGUAAAAGAAAGGAGCUUGUUUGGAAGUAUUGUGAAGGAUUCAGAAAAGAUAUUUUCUGAAAAGCUGCUUAAGGAACGAUUAGAGACUGAUUCUCUUCAAGAAUUUGGUAUCGUUAAUAAGAAUUUUUAUAGCAAAUUUAUCAAGAUUAAGACCAAACUUUAUUAUAAGCAACGGCGAUUUAACUUGUUUCGCGAAGAAAAUGAAGGAUAUGCAAAGCUAUUGACGGAACUUAACAAGGAAUAUGUGGAUGAUGAUAGCGAUAGAAAUUCAUUAGAAAUGGUGAAAUCUCUUAUCGGAUGCUUUAAUGUCGAUCCAAAUAGAGUUUUAGACGUGAUACUUGAAUCAUUUGAAAUUCGUCCAGAGCGCCAUGAACUUUAUAUUCCAUUACUUAAAUCAUACAUGCCUGAUUCGAGUAUAAUCAGUGAAAUUUUGGGAUACAAGUAUCGAAAUUAUUCUGAGGAGCAAACACCAUUUUCUCUUUAUAAAGUCACUGCGAUUCUUCUUCAAUAUAACAUAAUAAAGUUAAAUGACAUUUAUUCUUGGUUAUCGCCUGUCGAUGAGAAAUUGAAUGCUGACUGGCAAGCUGAAAUCGACGAAGCAAAAGAAUAUGUUCGCAAGCUUAAAAUUAUAUCAACAAAUAAAGAGAAAAAUCCAGACGAUGAGAAGGAACCAGAAAUUGAAGCAAAUCAUGAGAAAUCUCAUGCUAAGAAUCAGAAAUUUGGUCUUUGCGAGGCUCUUAUUAAGAUCGCUGAUUGGGAGAAUGCUCAAAAGUUGAUUUCAAAAUUGCCUGACAAGUGCGUUACAUCAUAUGAAUCUAUAGCCAAGGAACUGUGCAAUUUAAUCAACAUAACAAUCGAACCAAUUUAUCGUUUAAAAUGUGCGAUUCCAGCAAAUAUCAAAGGAAAAAUAUUAUCACCACAUCCUAAUAAACAAGCUCCUCCACAAGUCAUUUCAUUCAUCAACUUAAGAGAUCAUGCAUUUCCGAUGCUCAAUACACUUGGACCAUCUCUUCAUUAUGAUCCAGUCUUGCUUCAAAAAUUAAUCAGAUUGAUGCGAGUCAUUUUAGAAAGUGAAUUAAAUAUUGAUGCUUCAACACCGUCGCCAACUCAAACAGACGAUAAAAACAUCCUGUAUUUCGAUAUUAUUUCUCUUUUGGAUUCUUGUGUUCUUCCUUCAUUAUCAUACAUGGAAAGUAAUUGCUGUGUAGCUGAGGAAAUUUGGACAGUCGUUAAGCUAUAUCCUUACAAUAUUCGCUAUGCUCUAUACAAUUAUUGGAAAAACGAGUCGUAUUUAGUACAUCCAAAACUUAUUCGUAUGAGAGGUGAUGCUGAACAAGACAUUAAAGCACUAAUGAAACGAGUCAGUAAAGAAAAUGUUAAACCUGUUGGUCGACGUAUUGGAAAAUUAACUCACAGCUCUCCAGGAUUUCUCUUUGACUAUGUUCUUGGGCAAAUUCAGCUUUAUGAUAACUUGAUAGCACCAGUGGUUGAUGCAUUAAGAUUCUUGACUUCUUUGUCAUACGAUGUUUUGGGAUAUUGUGUGAUUGAAGCACUUGUAACGAGCGGAAAAGAGCGAUUCAAAUAUGGCAUUUUGUCAGAUUGGCUUCAAAGUUUAGCCAACUUCUGUGGAGCAAUUUAUAAGAAAUAUUCCAUUGAAUUAAGCGGAUUGAUGCAAUACAUUUGUAAUCAGUUAAAGGCGCAUAAAAGUUUGGAUUUAUUGAUUCUGAAGGAAAUUGUCCAGAAAAUGGUGGGCAUAGAGGCAGUUGAGGAGAUGACAAAUGAACAAUUAAGUGCUAUGUGCGGUGGAGAGUUGCUUAAAGGCGAAGCUGGCUACUUUAGUCAAGUUAGAAACACGAAGAAAUCAUCACAGCGCCUUAAAGAUGCUCUCGCUAGUAAUGAUUUAUCCGUUGCUUUAUGUCUUUUAAUUGCUCAGCAAAAGAACUGUGUCAUUUAUCAUGAGACAUCCAAAAGUCACCCGAAAUUAGUGGGUAAACUUUAUGAUCAAUGUCAAGAUACUUUGGUUCAGUUCGGAAACUUUUUGGGUUCGACUUAUUCAGUUGAAGAGUAUGUAGAACGUUUACCAUCAAUCCAUAACAUGUUAUUAGACUAUCACAUCCAUUCAGAUGUAGCAUUUUUCUUGGCUCGUCCUAUGUUUACUCAUGCAAUUAAUCAGAAAUAUGAUCAAUUGAGAAAGAAUGACACGAGUAUGAAGAAAUUGACAAGCUCACAAAAGCAAGAAAAAUAUCUCGAGGCAACAUCAUUUGUUAUGAAUCCUGUUAUUGAUUCCGUUAAACCACUUCAUCCUCUUAAGGUUUGGGAAGAUAUUAGUCCUCAAUUUCUAGUUACUUUCUGGUCACUAUCAAUGUACGAUCUUCAAACUCCAAAUGAGAGCUAUCAACGGGAAAUUAACAAGCUGAAACUACAAAUUGUAGCACUAAAUGCCAAUGAAAGUGGAAACACUGCAUCAAAAAUUAAGAAGGAACUUGAAAGGCUACAAGCAUUUUCAGAAAAAUUACAAGAAGAAAAGAAAAAGCAACAGGAGCAUGUUGAAAAGAUCAUGGGAAGACUUAAUAUCGAGAAAGACAGUUGGUUUCCAUCAAGAACAUCAAAAGGUGCCAAAAACGAGACAAUUCCUCAGUUCCUGCAACUCUGUCUAUUUCCUCGCUGUACAUUUACUGCUUUGGAUGCUCUUUAUUGCGCAAAAUUUGUUAAUAUCAUUCACACUCUUAAAACUCCAAAUUUCUCGACUCUACUUUGUUACGAUCGGAUUCUUUGUGAUAUAACGUGCAGUAUUACAACAUGCACAGAAAAUGAAGCUAACCGUUAUGGACGUUUCUUAAAUGCAAUGCUGGAAACAGUUAUGAGAUGGCAUUCUGAUGAGGCAACCUUCAAUAAAGAGUGCGCUAAUUUCCCAGGAUUCGUCACUAAGUUUAGAAUUAGUAAUCAGUGUACCGAUAAAAAUGAUCACGUUGGAUAUGAAAACUUUCGUCAUGUUUGCCAUAAAUGGCAUUUCAAAAUAACACGAUCAAUUGUCACUUGCUUAGGAUCAAAGGACUACACACAAAUCAGAAAUGCAUUUAUUAUUCUCAUGCAUAUUCAAAACCAUUUCCCAGUAGUCAGCAAAACUGAACAAGUCAUCCAUAAACGCGUAGAGAAGGUCCGUGAUGAAGAAAAAGUCAAGCGUCAAGACUUGUAUGUUUUAGCUUCAUCCUAUUUAGGUAUUCUUAAGCAAAAACAAGGUCAAUUAAUUUUGGAGAAUGAUUUCCAUCAAGUCGCUGCUGCAGCCAACGAUCAAAAUAAAUCAGUUAAUGGAGAUGCUAAAGCUGAUAAGAAACAAGCGAAGGAAGAGCGUGUCGAAAAGAAGCCAAUUAAAUUUGAGCGUGAAUCAUCAAAGGUCACUGUUGAGCGUGAGAUUAAAAUCACUCCAGCCCGUGAAAUGUCAAAAGACAAGAGAGAACCGACACCAAGAGAAAAAUCAUCGAUCAAGGAAGAAAAACGCGAAAUUAAGGAACGAGAUGAUAAACGCGAAAAAGAGAAGGAGAAGCGUCGAGAGAAAAGACCAACAUCGCCAGUCGAAUUUGAAGGUGAUCUCAGUUCAGUGUCCAAUUCAAGUAAUGGAUCUAUAAUACAGCCAUCUAAUACAAACGAUGUCGUGAUUGUUGAUGAUCAUCGAGAAUCAAAACGUCGUAAAGUGGAUGUCUCGUCGAAGAAGCGUGUUGAAGAAGAUGACGUCAUUAUUGAAGUUAGUAAAAAAGAUCGAGCAAUGAAAAAAGAAAAGCGUGAAAAACAAACAGACGAGGAAAAAGAAUUAAGAAAGGAAAAGAAAUUAAUUAAAAAGCGGGAUCGAGAGGAAAGUGGACAGGUGAAUGAAAAGAGACGUAAGAACGAAGAAAAGACUGUCAAAAUUUCGCAUCAUAAUGGAGAAGAGGAGUUGAGGGAACGUCAUUCGAGGAGUCAAGAAGUCUUUGAUCGUCAUCAUGAAAAAGGACAUUACCCAAAAUCUACUAGAUCAACUCGUUAUUAAAACAAUCUGAAAUGUUACAUCAUUUGACAACUGAAAUUUUCAUUUAUUAAUUAAAAUUAAGGCAUACAUGUUCAACAAGCUUACUCAAUUUAAAGAAACAGAAGAUAAUGUGUAUUUAAGUAAGAAAAAAUAAAAAUUUUAAGAUA